Brassica napus (rape) is the source of this 1587-nucleotide messenger RNA. Its product is annotated as disease resistance protein CHS1. Bases 121 to 1449 code for a protein of 442 amino acids. The record is from RefSeq and is a predicted model, not a curated record. The transcript is spliced from 2 exons. NCBI's taxonomy places the organism in Eukaryota, Viridiplantae, Streptophyta, Magnoliopsida, Brassicales, Brassicaceae. Gene Ontology annotation, biological process: signal transduction; defense response. Gene Ontology annotation, molecular function: ATP hydrolysis activity; ADP binding.
AUUUAGAAAAAAACGUUUACUUUGUGCAAGUAGGGAUAUUCCUCUGUUUCAAGCGGAGUCUCUUCUCGUUUGGGAUUUUAUUAUCUCUUUAGCUAAAGACAAUCUCAACCACUCCGCUCAAUGUCUGCCUCUUUUGUCCCUCAGUUUGAUGCCUUCCUAAGUUUCAGCGCAGAAGAAGAAGCUACCAUAACUUUUAUAACAGAUCUUUACCGUUUGUUGUCAGAAAAAGGCGUCACAACUUACUACAAAGAUGACAAGCAGGAGGAGAGAAUCCCAUCUUCCAGUUCUGACCCAAUGAAAUACAUUAGAGAUUCAAAACUGGCCGUUGUGGUGGUCUCGGAAAGCUAUCCAACCUCUGUUUUGUGCCUGAACGAGCUCCAAACAAUACUAAAUUUGCACGACGAAGGUCAACUCUCCGUCCUACUCAUCUUCUAUGGAGUGGAUACUUCGAAUAUAAGAAAGCAGGCCGCAGAAGACGAACCUUUCAGAAAUCUUGGUAAAGAGUAUUCAGAUGAGGAGGUUCAAUCAUGGAGGAUGGCUCUUAUCAAACUCACCAGUAUAUCCGGCCUAGAUUCGCGUUUUUGGAGCAAAGAAGCAAAGAUGGUCGAUUUGAUUGCAAAUGAAAUAUCGCACUUGAUUUCAAAUAAGCCGAACAAUCCAUCAAAAUUCAAAGAGGAUGGACCCGUGGCAAUGGAUCGUCAUAUGCAGGCAUUAUAUGGGUUGCUGGACUUAAACUCCAACAAGGAAGUCCGCAUGGUAGGUAUAUGUGGUCCAGGAGGCGUUGGCAAGACGACGUUAGCAAGAUACGCCUACGAAGAAAUGUCUGUCAGUUUCCAUGUCCAUAUGUUUGUUGACAACUCUGAAAAGAACUAUCAUCAAGACCUCCAAGAAACAUUCACGUCCAGAGAUAUUCAAGAAGAAUCUCAAACUGAUGUCAUCAGAUCAGCACUUGGACAGCAAAGAGGUCUGCUUGUUAUUGAUUCUGUGGAUAACCUCCAACAGUUAAAGGACAUAGCAGAGAUCGUUGGCUGGUUAGGUUCAGGGAGUAGAGUCAUCUUUAUUACACAGGAAAAGAGUUUGUUAGAUGAAUGUGGUCUGGAGCAUGUCUAUGAACUCCUGUCUCUUAGAUACGACGAAGCUCUCCAACUCUUUUGCCAAUCUGCUUUCAAACAGCAGCACCCUCCUACUAUUUUUAGAUCACUCGCUCUUCGUGCUGUUCAGAUUGCCAGUUUCCUUCCUCUGACUCUUCAAAUCCUAGGUUCUUCUUUACAUGGCAAGGAUAAAAAGACUUGGGAGGAGGAGCUGCAAAAACUCGUAGGCGACCAAGAGAAAACUAUAAUAGAAGUAAUGAAGAAAAGUUUCGCAAGAGAAAAUGAGGAAUAUAUAGGUGAAUCGAUGAUGUCAAAAAGAAAAGGAAAAAAAAAAGAUGAAUCGAUGAAGAAGAUUUAACAACAUCAAGUCUGUUUAUGUGUUGUCGUGAUGUAUAUGGUUUUACAUUUUCAACUACGAACUAAUAUUUGAAACUCGUUUCAUAAAACAUGUCAAUUUGACAUUUUAUAUAUAUUAAAAAAUGCAUUAAAAUUCUUA